Messenger RNA from Myripristis murdjan (pinecone soldierfish), 3600 nucleotides. It is a transcript of the gene zdhhc21, whose product is annotated as zDHHC palmitoyltransferase 21. Gene Ontology annotation, cellular component: endoplasmic reticulum; Golgi apparatus. Gene Ontology annotation, molecular function: protein-cysteine S-palmitoyltransferase activity. Bases 102 to 899 code for a protein of 265 amino acids. NCBI's taxonomy places the organism in Eukaryota, Metazoa, Chordata, Actinopteri, Holocentriformes, Holocentridae. The record is from RefSeq and is a predicted model, not a curated record. Gene Ontology annotation, biological process: protein targeting to membrane; peptidyl-L-cysteine S-palmitoylation. The transcript has 8 exons.
AGCUUGACGGUGGUCCUGUCCAGCCCACAGAGGCUCGGAUGAGGAAGUCCUGUCACACCGGCGUUGUGUUUUAAUAAGCCAGCGACAAAACCGCAGGAGCCAUGAAGCUUCGACUGCAUUUUGUGGUUGACCCCAUGGGCUGGCUGUGCAUCAGCAUGGUGUUUGGGAUCUGGCUGUACAACUCCUUCUUCAUUCCCAAGCUUGUGCUGCUUCCCCACUACAAUGAAGGACACAUCCCCUGGGCCAUAGUUGUUUGUUAUUAUGUAGCAUCAACCCUCUGUGUAGCAGCCCUGUUCAGAGCUUCCACGGCAGACCCCGGCCGUCUUCCUGUGGACCCCAACAUACCUCACUCCGAGCGAGAACACUGGGAGUUGUGCAGCAAGUGCAACCUAAUGAGACCCAAAAGGUCCCACCACUGCAGUCGCUGUGGCCAUUGUGUGCGCAGAAUGGACCACCACUGUCCUUGGAUCAAUAACUGUGUGGGAGAAGACAACCACUGGCUCUUCCUGCAGCUCUGCUUCUACACUCAGGUCCUCAGUUUGUUCACCUUGGCACUGGACUUCUGCCAGUACUAUUACUUCCAGCCACUGACAGGAUUAGACCAGGAGGCGUUCACGUCGCGCCACGAGCUGGCUCUGCUGCGCGGUUCGGCGCUCAUGGGUGUGGUCAUGUUUGGUGGCAUGAGCAGCCUGUUCUACACUCAGAUGACCGGCAUCCUCUCUGACACUACCACUAUUGAGAAAAUGUCUCAGUUCUCAAGUGAAACAUAUGUAAAAAAGAGAUCCUGGCAGUGGGCACUGGCCGAAGUGUUUGGCACUCGCUGGAAAGUCCUGUGGUUCAUCCCUCUACGGAGCAGGCAGCCGCUCCAAGCCAGCCACCACUUCCGCACCCACGUGUAGACCAGGCGCUCUGCUCUUCCUCCUGCCUGUGCAGAUGGUAGGGGCUGCCACGUUCAACCAGAAAGAAACACCGUACACACACUUAAAGCAUCCAUCUGCUCGCCUUCACCGUCCUCUUUUAUGCCAUGGGAGCUGGGCAGCAGUCUUGGUUUGCCAACAGAUACACAAAAAGCUUGUUUUGCCUUUCUCCGUAGCGCCCAGGCUGGCAGUAAACAGGGUCAAGAAACACCUUCAAGAGAGACGGGGAAGUGUUGCUUUUGCAACAUCGAGAAUACAUAUUGUUACUAACUGUGACUGCUACUUUUGGCAUUUGGGAGCCACUUUUAAUGGGAUACGGCAACAGAAGGAUGGAAAUUUUCACCUGAAAGCCACUGGCAGAAGGGACCCCUCUCAGGUUACUUUAAUAAAGAGCCUUUACCACUGAUCUUUAAUCAACACAACGGACAGGACUAUGGUAACUCCAGUGUGUCCACAAGAAAGGCUGCUUUUGUUAAUAGUUUGUGUCUUGGUUCCUUUUAUUAUUUAUGUGUUACUAGUCAUGCAUGAGCAGCGGUUUUACUUCGUGGUUCUGGUUUGUCAUCUCCCAGGGAAAUAGAUCCAAAAUUUUUCUCCUGACUGUCAGCUCUUUUACAAUGAGAAAGUGAAAAUAUUCUUUAAAAGAUUAUAUUGAAGAUUUCUUGUGGAUAAAAGAAUUUGGCAUCAAUUGCAUUCUGUUAUUUUAUGAUUGUUUUAAUUAGGGUAUAUUUACACAAUGAAGGGAUGUUUUUAUGAAGGGUGAGCUAGCGUCAAAAUAAGAGACGUUGACUACUGAUGUGAUACUUUUGUUUAAUAAUAAAAUGCUGAAAAUUUAGUCAUACUUUGGCAGAAAUCACAGAUUAGACACAAGCUACACAAUCUACCUUAGGCUGUAUAUAUAAUAGUAGUGAUAUUGGGCUCUAAAUAAACCUGAAUUUGAGCUUGAACUUUCAGGUAUAAUGGAGUUGCCCUGAAAACAUGUCACAGCCUGUUAAUAUGACCUGCUAAAGUGUGUGUUGAGGUGUGUUGCAUUCCAUGUUAAAGGGGGUUCACGUGUCACAUCUAGUGGUAAAGGUUAUCUUAAAUCAGUCUGUUUAGGUUAAGUCCUCCAUAUCAGCCAUAGCACUUAAAAUGCAGUGGCGCAGAUGAUUUUUGCACCAUUGCCUUACAUGCUAUACUAUUGACAAAUAAGAGUCUUAGAUAUGUUUGAAAAGGAUGACUGUAUAAAUGCUGAGUUGUGUUGUUAAAACAUAAAAGUACCAAACAAUGAGCGUAAGACUUUUGGUGUAAUUCUGUGAUCCCUUAAGGAGAUUUUACUUCAUUGUUCAUCCUUCAGGAUACUUAAGGAGAAGAUGAUUCAGUGCAUAAUAUUACUAGUAUAGUGCAGCCAUUAUUUUCCAUGUUACUUGGCAAUCUGUUAGCUAAAUCUGUAGGUGAACAAAGCUUGCCAUACAGUGAAAAUAUUACAGUAUCCAAGUAGUUUAAAGUGCCUGUCCAGACAAUUGUUUUUGUGCUGUUUUCUGUUCUCAGUAAGUACGUCAUGACGUCGGUCUUCAUACAAGCCAAAGACCCGGCUGUAUCGUUGCAUUGCAGUUCGUAAACGUUCAGUAAACGCAUGUUCCAUCUUCCUGCUGAAACAAUACAGAUCAUAUCAAAACUCUGGAGGUAGCAGCUUAAUAUAUGCACUGAUUUAUACAUUAGGGCGUUCUCUUUUAAUAACACAGCGGUCCUUUUGAAAGACUCCUCACUUGAAGUUUUUUAUGUUCUGUUGUUAGACGUGUUCUCUGUUUUAAUCAUUAUGUUAAAUCGUCAGCACUGAGUGUACAGUUUGCUCUUUUGCCUGCUUUUUUUUUAUAUAAAUCAAAAUCAGAUUCUUGGAUACUGAUAUUUAUGUGAAUUUUUAUGUGUAAGAGCUGCUAUUCCUUUGUAACUCUUUUAUAUUUUUUUAUUAUUUGUUGGGUUACGCAGAUGUGAUCGAUUGGUACAUAAAGGAAGAAGAUUAUUGAUGAAUUUCAGUUUCUUUCCUUUGUCAUUCUUUAAGAGCAAUAAGUACCAUGUGUUAUGAAAGUCGUCUGUGUUGUAACAGUGAAAAUCUGAUGUGUACUAUGGAAUCUGAACUAUGUGUGGCUAGGCCUCAUUCAUUUGACUUGCUAACUGCUCGCACUGCUUAUUGGGAUACUGUUGCAGCCCUGUGUUUGUUUAUACUUGAGUCACCUCAGCCAAGGUUAAUCCUACUGCUAACAUGUGCAUUUUGAUUUGAACGAAGAGCUGCAGGCGGCUGGAGGGCUGAAAAGUAGAAUCACAUCAGAGAGAGACUGAGCUCACUGCCUGUCACAGCCGCCGUCUGGCCUCCGUCUUUGGAUCUGUACGAUUUUUCUCCACGUACCACGGUACUCAGGCCUCGUGGUACAUUUCGGGCUGCGUCGUCCAGCUUUAUUUUCUUCUCGGUGAAUGUGGAUGACUUUGGCGAGCAUGAAAACUUGAAACAUCAAACACUGGGACUACAUCGUUUUUUGGGGGAAGUUUAUUUAAUGAAGUUAAUAUACACUCACAUGAAAAGAUGUUACCCAUUCUUUAUCUACAGGAUACAUAUGAUAAAUUGUCUAUUGAUCACAUUAGGAAAUUGUACUGUGAUGGUAGAGGUUAUCAUAUAGGUAUUCAUAUUCUAAUAAAUGCGUUUUAGGUG